UCAGGACUUCUGCUUCACCUACUUACUGUUGUUUUAUUGACAACCAGACCUUCAAAAUAGUCCUUAUCAUCCCAUCCCUAUAGCUUCCUAGAUUCAAGGUAAAAAAUGCCUUGCACAUAAACAUUCUGCUCCUAAACUAUGCAAACAGCACUUAGAAAGACAGGGGGUCGAAAUACAAUGGACAUGGUUGAUUGAAUAUUUACAAACAACUUGUAAACAGGUAAAGACAUUGGCAGGAUUAUUAUUAUAACCUGCAGUUUUAAAAAGAAUAUAGAAUUAAAGCAUAAGUUAAGUUAAUUUAGAAUAUGCAGGAAAUGAUAAGACAAAUUUAAGGAACCGCAGAAAGAAGAAGGAAGUCAAAUUGUUUGAAAUGUUAGGAUUUUUGUAAAAUUAUUGAAAUGUAUACAAAUGAAAACUAUAAAUAAAAUUUAUAAAAGAAAAAAGAAAGGCAAGGGGCAAAGAAGUCCACAUAGCAUAGAACUCAAAAUAUCAAAGAAAUAAAAGCAUACAUUGAUACAUAACUCAUUAUUUAGAGGAUAGGUGUAGGUACAUAAACUUUAUUAAAUGUUAAAUAGGUUUCUAUCUAAUUUUAUAACAGUAUCCCAUACCUGACUGCAAAAUCUUCAGAGAGAAUGGCUGGGAGAUAACCCCUGUUUCCAUGGCCACAGCCAUGCAACAGGUAAGAGAGGAAGAGCCAGAGUUUCCACAGGGCAAUUGAAAAAGUUUUAUAAGUCUAAAUGCUGCCCAUCCAGGGCAGAAAGAACACAAUCCUAACCAUGUCUAUGCAGCCAUAAGACCCACUAAAUUCAUUGGGUCUUACUCCCAGGUAAGCAGGUUUAGGAUUGCAGCCUACAGUUUAGGUGUAUAUCACUUCCGAGACUGAGCUGCUAGCGCACCAUAUUAGACAUGUGAAGGCAGGAAAGGAUAUGGGUGAGAUGCCUCUUACUAAUACCAAGCUCCUCCACUUGGGAAACAAGAAUCAUUCAUCACCACAAUUACCGGCUUCGCAGUUCAGGAGUAUCCCAGGCUCUGGCUUUUGGGAAAGAAGAUCUAAUCUCUCAAUAGAUUAUCCUGCAGCAACCAUGAAAGGCCACAGAACUCACCUCUAGACAAGCAAGCAGGUUCUUUGACAAAUCUAAAGACUGAAGGUUUUUAAAGGCUUUCAGGCCAUCUCCAAGAGAGACAAUUUUGGCUGCAUGGGUUCCCUGCAGAGAGAUGGACUCCACCUGUUCUGGAAAAAAAUGGCAAUUUGUAAAUGUGUUUUGGUCUUUCCUACAGUUCUUAAACUGCAGUUUUUUACAUAUCAGAAAAUUUGUUUAUCUGAUUUCUUUUAGCUUUGUAUAUUCUGACUGUGUGUGGGGUGUGUGUGUUAGAUGUAAAAUAUGUUGCUGUCAUCCACAAGUAUGAGUCCUAUUAAGCUGCAACCCGUAAACCCCACUGUGGUAGAAAACAAUAGUGCAAACUGGCACUAAACUGAAAAAAAUUAAAGAAAUAACUCUCAAGAGACACAAGUCAUAAGCAUUCAAAGGAGGAUCUCUUAGGAUAGAGAAAAUACUUUUAGAAGAGCUCCCAUGGUGUACUAACGUUUCUUUUUAUGCACUGUUGCCUCUAAUCAAACAGCUUUUUGUAACCAUUCAAAACCUGCAGAACCAGUUUAUCUAGAGGCAAAGAUGGUUUGGAUGAGAACAGCGGAGGACCUUGGGGUCUCAAUAUUUAAUUUAGCACUUCCUCCGCACCAUUUGAAACAAUAGUUGCAGCGCCCCCUAGGCUCCGCACUGUGUGAACGAACUGGUCAAACUCCCCUAAAUCUGCCUCUGAUGAGCAUUUAGAAAAUGAGAAGCAAUUCUUUCAAAUCACAUUCCACUCUCUUGAGUGCAAACACAAACUAUCUAGCAUUUUCUUUCUUUGUUUGUUUCUUUAAAAAAACGAUUUAUCUUUGUUUUCUUUUUAAUACUGUACUUUUAUUAGCUGCUUUGACUGGCUGCUUUGAGAGAGAAGAGUGUGUUAUAAAUAGUACUAAAAACAUAAAAAGGGAGGCAGGCAAUCUGCCCAACACAUUGAGUGGGCUUAAGGAAGCACUGAAUUUGCUGCUAUAGGUUUAACAAUAUUAAAUUCCCCAACCUGGUCCCAAGGGCAGAAAGCUGUAGAAGGCUCGUGGGAUCUCCCUUUUUAUGUAAGAUCCCCUCACAACAAAACAAAGCUAUUGCUUCACCCUAGCAUGGUUUUGCUUCAGUGCACCUGGGUUGCAGAAAAAUCCCUUAAGUGGCCUCGUGCAUUCAGCAAGGUACUUUGGCUGCCCUGUCCCAAGGACCAGCCCCUCCCCACUCAGUCCCCCUCUGAGUCCUCCUCUUGAGGCCCCACCGCGGAGUACUUGCCCCUCUCCUCCGCGCACUUAUAGCGAGUAGUUUUCGCUAGGGUGGGGGAACAAGAGAAGAAGCCAGAAGAAAAAAGGGAGCCGUUCCGCAUGGAACAAAAGUUCAGGGGAAUUAGUUCUGUUUCACACAUGCCUCCUACCCCACACUACCCUCCCGACCGGCCAGCCUUCCCUGGAAACGUCCGAAUGCUCUAAUGAAGUCGUGGACGGUGCCAGACUAUGAAAAGGAGCGCCCCUGAGCAUGUGCAGAAUGCCCACACCCGGUGACCGAAGGGUCCCUUAACUUUGGAAGCAGCGAGGCUUGGAAGUAGACUUGAGCUUGGCUGGGCCUAAGUAGCCGUGGUCGCCCGGCCGGGGAGGCUGCCCCAUGGCGGCGCUGGGGGGGGGGGGCGCUCCUUGGGGAGACCGAGCGAGGAGGCCCCUUCGCGCGCGCCCCCGGCCAGCCCUCUCGCUAGCUGGCGGUCAGUACCUGGCUGUAGCCCCCGCAGAGCCGGCUGCCGGCGAAUCCAGGCCUCGCUCAGCGGCACCGCCACCGCCAUGAGGCCGCCGCGCGUUGCCUGGCAACCCGGGCAAACACCGCGCGGCGGCGGCGGCGGAAGGCCGCGAGCCAAGGAGGCCGUUGAGCGGCCGCCGUCGCCCGGCCUUUGCUUUGCCCGGCUGGGCGCUCUGCCCCGUCCCCUCAGGAUGGUCCUCCGCCCCUCCCUCCGCCUGCCCAGCAACAUGGUAAAGGGGAUCCCCUCAGGAGAGCAGGGCAGAGAGAGCGGAAACCCCAAAUGGGCCCCCUGUGCGGGGCUGGAACCGGGGGCGGUCUUCCUCUACACAUGCCCCCCCCCCCACACGGAGCGCGCUCUCCGCCUUUUUUUCAGCGCCAGGAAAGAGCGUCUCUGAGCAUGUGCAGCUGGGGAGCAUGCAUCCUUCCUUGCCCCGCACUCGACAGCAUCCUCGGAUCCGAAGCAUUAUCGGAGAGGCUUCUUUUUAACAUAGAUUUAAAAAGAGUGGGUGGGGGAGGGGAAUUCACGGGUGUGGUUAUUUUAAAGGCUUAGGAUCUGCUCUGAGCUUGUACUGAUUUCUCCCCCACCUUUCAAUUAGGAAGAAUCAGAAAUCGUUUCUGAAGCUGAAUCUUCUGAGGAAGAGCUGAUUCACCUGAAUGUCGGAGGCUGGUGCUUCUCAGUUCCCAAAAGCAAAAUUGCCCAGUUUCCAGACUCUCUGAUCUGGAAAGAGGUUUCGGCUUUGACUCAGAAUGAAAAUGUUCGUCUGUUCAUUGACAGAGAUGGUUACACCUUCAGGCACGUCCACUAUUACCUGCACACCUCCAAGCUGUCCUUCUCCAGCUGUGCUGAACUGAAUUUGCUGUACGAGCAGGCCAUGCUUUUGCAGCUGACCCCACUAUUGCAGGUACUGCCUUUCCUGGCUGUGGGUUGAAAACAUGCUCUAUUGCCCAAAUAAGAUGUAAGCUGUCAAAAGGCUGAUAAGUUAGAGCCCAGUUUAAUGGGACAACUUUCACAACAGUAGUUUCUUCUCUGGCUGCCCUGGAACUGUCCUUUUUGGAUUGUGGAACAGUUUAUAGGGAUGGUUGUGCAGCUCUGGCUGGCUGGGAAAGCAAGUGCCUGUGUCAGUUGUACAGAAACCUUGGCAGAAUUAGAAGCCAAAGCAGGCAACAACUCAAGUUAGGCUUAAACAUGGGCUUAAAAUGUGGGAGCUCCAUGAGAACUCAUGUGCUCCCAGCUUCAUCUUACAACUGGGUUCUUUCCCACUACCUGUUUUUUGCCAGCCAUAAGCUGCUGUGGCUUCUGGACUGGCAAGCUACAGCUAAUAAUUUUCUUCACAUUCAUGAUUUGAAUCCCAAUGUGAGUUUGUACACCCUGGUUAGGUGGCUAGUGUUAACUGGGUUUGCCAAUUUGCAUAUCUGGGUAGUGUGUGGUGAAUGACAAGCAGAAUACAAAGGAAGGAAUCUGCAUGCAAGAGGAGAGAGGCCUCCCUCAUGCCAAGCCAUGGUUCAGUGUUACAUCUGAGUUAUGUAUUCAAGCUGGCAAUCAAAGCACUGAGGCAGAUGGAGCAAAGGCAAUUAGAUUGAGGAGCCUGAAGUCCAGGGAAACAAAAGCGCAAGAGAACAGUAAACUGGGAGUUAUUCUCUUGUCUAGGCAGAAGCCAAAGCAGAAGCUAUUUAUACCUGGCUUGGCCCAUCUGGAGGCAUCUUUAUGCCUGCUUCACUAAUGGGACUGUUGUGGGAUCACCCUCCCCACUUUCCUGCUGACUCUGAAGAGGACCCUGCAAGUCCUAAGCGUACUAUGGAGCAUGAUCCCUCCCCAUCCUGAGUUUUCCACUUCUAGCUCUACAUCCUCUAUGCAUGAGAUAAGUUCCAUUUCAUUCAAGGGGAUAGACUGGGCAGGAAAAGUUCUCAGUGGAUUGUGCCUCCUGUGUCAGUGUUUUAAACCAAACCUAGGUGAUGAGGGUUUACAAGACCCAUCUCAGUCUUCAGCUGCUUGCCUGUCUCACUUUCAGACAAUGAAACGGAGGGCACCAAGACCAAAGGUUGGCUUUGUUCUCAGAUGAGGCAUCACGGAGAACAUAGAGAGGGAAGGAUGCCUAUCAACAGGUGUGGGUGGGACCUGUCACAUAGACAUGUGGGUGCAAGCUGGUUGAUGAAGAGCUUCAGGGCUACUUAAAGCUGUUUUUUUCCUACAAGGCACAAUGAAUUGGACAGCAACACCGAUUCAUCACCUUCUUAAAUUACUCAGUACCCUCAUUAAGGACUCAUCCAGACUGCCUUUGUGCUGUGUUUCUAGGCACAGGUCUGGACUUUAAAGCUGUCUGAGCGCUGUUGUUUUUUGUUCUGGCACUUUCCCCAGGAAAACCCAUGUUUUACCACUGAAUUGGAACAAACAGCAAUCAGGUUUUCCACAUACUGUAUUGCCAUUUGCUCCAAUUCAGUGGUAAAAUGCGAGUGUUCCCAGAUAAAGCGCUGGGACUAAAAUAAACUGUUCUGACACAGUGUUUUAAAGUGUGGACCUGUGCCUGGAAUGCACAGUGCAAAAGGAAGUCUGAAUGAGCCUUAUGACAGGUUAUAAUGGGUCAGCCAUGAACUGUCUGAGUUGACAGUAAUUUACACUUCUGAAUAGGAUACAGGUUAUCUUUGCUAGGUUUCACAGGUCUGACUUGCCCUUUAUUAAAAACCAUCUAUGGCAGAUUCCUCCUAGGCUUCUCCUGAAGACAGAAAAAUAAGUUGGUUCCACGGCCUACAUUGCUGAGCCUAUAAGCAGUUAUGCUGUUUGUUGCAAUCACUCCCUUCUUCACACAGUGCAUUGUUAAACUAUGGAACUCGCUCCCACAAGAUGCGGUGAUGGCCACCAACUUGGAUGACAAGAGGAGUGGACAACUAAGCAGGACCUGAGUUGUUGCUGGGAGUCAUAAGUGGGGAGAGCAGUGCUGUUGAGCUCAGGUUCUGCUUGCAGACUCCCUAUAGGGGCAUCUGAUUGGCCACUAUGGAAAUAGGGUGCUAGCCCUCUGGGCUGAGCCAGCUGCAAGGCUCUUGUGUUUUUCUGAAGCCUCCCUAGCUGAGCCUCUCCAGAUGCCACCUCAGGAAAAGGGAGAGAAGCUACCUUCCCUCUUCCUCCUUAGUCCCUCCUUAAUGAGGGAACAGAAGCACAUAAAAGGUUUGCCAAAGGGAAGCAUCUUUAUGAGCCUGAAAAUAGCAUCAUAUAGCUUAGAAUAGCGCUUACAUUGAUGAUGAUGACCACGGGCUUAUUAAAAACUUUAAGCUUUGCAUUGCUUAGGAACUCUUACUUUGUCCUGAAGCAAUCAACAUUGAGGGCAGUGCCGAAGGACAGUAUCCUAUGCGCGCCAUGCUGUAUUGCAGCCCUCCUCUUUUAACGCUCCUGUGAUUUUGUUUAAAUAUAAUGAAAAUGCAUGCUUAAGAGAUGUUUGCCUGUCUUAACAGACCUUAGACAAUUUGAAGGAAGGAAAACAUAAUUUACGUGUCCGUCCUGCGGAUAUACCAAUAGCUGAAAGAGCAUCUAUGAAUUACUGGAGAACACGAAAAUGUAUCAGCAAGCCUUCCGAAUUUCCUCUUAAAAGUCCAGCAUUUACUGGUAAAAGUCCAUUGUAAGCAACUACUUAAGGUUAGACAGGACCAAAAUGACAAUUGUAGUGAUCAUAAGCAAACAUCUUGGAUAAUUUUUAUAAACUUCCCCUGGCUUCAUUCAGCCCACAUGAUGCCAUGGAUGGAGUGCGGGUUAAGCCCAGGAGACGUGGACUCCAAGCAAACUCAGUCAUUGCUUAUUUAUAUCUCCCCAUCCCUCAGAUACAUUAACAGGACUACCUAAAAUAUAAUAUUUAAUAACACAUCACAUGAAUACAUUAAUAUAAGCUUAAAGCAGCAGCCCUAUAAAAGCAUCAGCCAAAAAGCAUAAACACCUAGGAAAACAAAGAAGCCUUUGCCUGGUGGCACAACAACUUCAGAGUGGUCACCAAGUGAGCCUCUGGGGGGGGGGGGGGAGAGACCAGUUCAUAAUGUCUAUAACAUUAUUAGUGUUUCACAUCGAAUGUUCAUAGAAAGGACUCUAUGAACAGAAAGCUGAAACACUGUAUGUACUUUUGUUACCCAAGAAAAUCUUCAGUAAAAUUAAAAACAAAACCAGGCGCCAUUGCUGAAACAGCCCAUUUGCUCAUAGCAACUGGCCAUAUCUCAGAUGAUGGGGGAACCCAGUGAAGGAACUCCAAUGCAGAUGUAAGUGUAGCGGCAGGUGAGGGGACAGGCCAUCAUUCAAGUACCCUGGCCCUACGUCAAGAAGGGCUUUACAGGAGAGGACUAGUGGUGCAAGAUGCUUGCAAUGACUCAUUCCAAUUAAGCCUAGCAACUGUAUUCCCAAACCUUCAGAAGCGACCCCAGGUGGCUAGGUGAGCAGAUUACAGUCAUUCACUUUCAGUUACAAUCACAUAUCUCAGUAGGAUUAUAAAACGAGUUGAUGUUGAUGUUUAAUUGUUUGGCUGCAUUCCAAAUCACUGUUCUUCCUCCUAAUAAACUUUUGCCUGACAUUAAUUAGAGUGCUGCCCCUUGGGUCAUUUGCUCUAGAAUGAGGCUUGCUUUAUUUUUCACUCGUCUGGGUUAUGACAGGAUAAGUAGCAUGCCCGUGAAGGCGCUGAAUGUGGUGUGUUUGUUUUUUAAGUCCUCUGGAGAGAAAUUAGCAGUUGAACUUAUGCACACUGCUAAGUUGUUUGUGAGAAAACUCUUAAUACAAAUUUGUAUAAUUUUGUGAGAAACAUCCCCUGAGAAACCAAACGGAAACCAAGUUCCUGUCACUUUUGGUCCCAGAGGCGUGAUAAAAGGCAGCAAGGCACAAGACCAGAUUCAUUUUGUCCCCUAGAGGUAGGAGGCUGAACUGAAAGUUGGUGCUCAUUGACAACAGAGAGUUGGGUCUGUUAUACAGAUACUGCCUUAGAGUCACUGGCACAUAUUCCUGUAAUUGAGCAAAGUCAAGUGUUUUAUUUACCCAGAUGUCUUUUCAGCUGAAUUGUUACUACUAAUUGCCUUUCUUUUCUUAAUUGUUUUCAAUCUGUUUUUUUAUAUUAUAUAUUAUUUUUACUACAUUUUACCGAGCUGGGUACAUCAUCCUGGGUACUUUGGUAAUAAGAAAGGAUAGAGAAAAUGUGUGUGAUAUAUAUAUAUAUGAAUGAGAUUAUAAUAACCAGUGCUAUUUUUCUAGAAAAGAGGUGCUGGAGCUCACAAUGAACUUCUGCCUUGUUCUCUUAGAAUGGCAGUGGUUCCCUUCUGAGAGGUGCCAGAGCUUUAUUUCCCUUCAUUUUUAAUUCCCUUGUCACAUUUACUAAGAUUUUACUAUUCCCUUUAUUGAGUUUAUACCCAUUAAAUAUACUUCAGAUUUGUAAACUGUAUUAUGGAUUUUGUUUAAAUCAAAUGGUGUAUAAAUUUUAUUAAAUAAAUUAAUUAAUUAACAAUGACCCAGGCUAAUCUUUUGGCAUAGAUAAUCCCAAAGCUUGCUGAAGAUCAACAACCAUGUGAUGUCAACUAUUUCUUUGUAUUUAAUUUGUCGGGUCUAAAAAAAAUGCAGAUAGCAUUAGCCAGCACAGAUGAUCAUGAGCUUGGAAUUUUUGCUCCCCUGCUUGCACCAGUGGAGAAUUUCUUCUCAGUUACAAAUAUCAGCUCCAGAUGAGGAUUUUCCCACAGGACUACAGCAAGGAAAAAAGGUUAAGCUUGCUUCCUAGCCUGCUGGGAUUCCUAGUGAUUAUCAGCUGCAACAGCUGGUGCUAUUUGCAUGGGAUCAACAGCUGGUGCUAUUUGCAUGGGAUGUUGUGUGUAGACUGGGGUCACACUUACGGUACAUCAAACACUGAAAGCUCAUUGCUUCCCCCAAAGAAUCCUGGAAACUCGUUUGCUAAAGGGUGCUGGGAAUUUUAGCUCCAUGAAGGGUAACCUAAAAUUCCUAGGAUUCUUUGGGGGAAGCCAUGUGCUUUCAGUGUAUGGUGUGUGUGACUCCAGGCUCUGGAUUCAGAUUUCUAGUCCUUUAUCUGCUGUCUCUGGUCUUCCUAGCUCCUUGCUGACAUUCACUUUUUCUCCCUAUUAGGAUUACAUGAGAAAGUCCCCCUAGGACUAAUGGACACUCCGUUGCUAGAUACUGAAGAAGAAGUGCAUUACUGCUUUGUGCCACUAGACAUGGUUGAAAAAUAUCCUUCCUUGGUCAAUGAUGACAACUUGCUGUGGCUGUCUGACAAUGCUGUGCUGAUAGAAUGUGAAAGCAGCGAGUUUCGCUUCAUAGGUAAGCCUUUUCCUUGAGGAAGACAGCAGCAGCAGUAGGCAACAAAUAAACAUUUCCUUCUAUUUCAUUUUUAAAAUUAUUAUAACACCCUUUCUACUACUAAUAUGCUACCAGAGGCAGUUUCAGAACCACAGGUCAUGUUGGGGCAAGUGGAAUAUGUGGGAGUAGGAUGUGGGUUCAGGUUUGGUUUUGGUCUUGGUGCCCUGAUGGGUAACCUUCAAGAGAGUGGUGAAUGGGAGUGCAACCCUGUUGCUUUUGCUAGAACUUUCAGCGGCUUUCAAUUAUUGUUGGCCACAGUAUCCUCCUGGACCAACUCUAUGAACUGGGGUGGGUGGCACUGUGUUCUGCUAGUACCUAUGGGAGCAGGUUCAGAGAAUCGGGUUGAGGUCUUGCUACACUCUGGGCUCAUCUUUGUGUUUUUCAUUUUAUAAUUUCUAGCUAAUUUUCUUCGCUCAGAGAAGAUGCUUUUGCCCGACAACUUUUCCAACAUGGAUGCUCUGGAGGCUGAGGCUGAGGCACUGGGGAUCCCCGAAGUCACAGAAGCAGUGAAGACCUACAAGAGGAACCCUGGUGUGGUUCUUAAUUGCAUCUUUCAGUGUAACUCAUCUCUAUAUUAAUAGAUUUCAAAAUAAAAUGGGGAUUGGGCCAUGGGACUUUCACUGGAUUAGAAAGUCAAGAGAGGUAUAAAAUAUAAUCAGGAUUCUUAAUUGUUCAUUUCUCAUUUGUACAUUUCCCUUUUAGGAACCUACUCAGAGGGAACAGCUGACCUUCAAGGCGUUGUGAAAAGCACCAUGAAGAAGCCGCAAGCUGUUCAGGAAGCAGCAAGUCUCCCUUUGUUCCCAAUGGCGCUUGGUCUCUUGGUCAAAUAUCCUGACUCUGCUCUGGGGCAGCUUCACAUGGAGAGUACCCUGGAUGGGAACAAGCUCUAUAUAUCCGGGAACGGAGUUCUCUUUCAACAUGUCAUGUAUGUCUUUUUGCACCAAAGCAGAACCAAUUAGCUGUUAGUGUGCCUAAGACCACUGGGGUGAGGUGGGAUAAUUGACCUUGCACUAUGCUCAAACUCAAAAGAGAGGAGCUUCUCAACUGAAAUUGAAAAGAGCAUGACUGGGUCUUUGAGCAAUUGCUGUGCCCCUAGAAAAAAAGGGAAUCAUUGGUGGCUUCAAAAUAUGUAGGGAAAUGCUUUGAUCUUAAUACAUUUGACCAUACACCUAUUUGGUUUUACUUUCGUGUACUUUGAUGGCAUUGUUUGUUUGAUGGUUAAUUUAUAUGAUUCUUGACCAUGUUUGCAUUCCACCAGCCUUAAUUACUGUUCUUCAGGUGCACAAUUGCAACUGAAGGUUUUAGGCACACUGAAGUUUUUCUUAGUUGUCUAAUGAAUCUGAUUUAAAUAAAAUUGGGAGUUGGGGUGGUGGUGGAAAGAAUGCAUGUGUAGCCAAAAUAGUAGGAAAGAAAUCAAAUGGAUAUCUUUAAAAAAAAUGCAAAAAUAGAUAAAGUAAUUUCUUCUAAGUCUAUUCCCCCUUUUAUCCAAAGGAAUUGGUUAGGCACUUGCAGACUCCCACUUAUACGGAAGAUGUCUGAGCUUCCUGAACUCUGUGCCUAUUUGGAUCAAAUGGAUAUCAUAUAUGAGCCAAUGAAGGAUGCCUUGAAAACUUUUCUAAAACAAAAGGCACCUUUAGAAACCGUGGGAAAAGGUAAGUCAGCUGUUACUAAUUUGACCCAUCUUAUUGAGUUUUAAGGGAGGGAACAAUGUCUUUUUAGUAAUGAACAACAUGGAAUAUUGAAGCUAUAAAAGAGCAGAAUAUGAAACGUUAGGUUUGAACCAAUGGUUGUUACAAAACAAGUAGUCAUUCCCCACAAUGUGUUUAUUGUCACAAACAUUGCAAAUUACUUUAUAAGGAAUAUCAUUGCAUUUUAUGUCCAUAAUACUCUGAUUUACAAUUAUAGCAGCUCAAUCAGAAUUCCACACAAAAGUAUAUAACUGCAUGUAACUGUAGGGAUGUGAAGGCAGUCUGCCAGGUGUGCUCAGGCACACCCCAAUGCUUAAAAAUAAACCACUGCAUAUUCUCCAAGAGGCCUCGGGGAAUAUGUGUAUCUUGUCAGCGUUUGGCACAUCCUCCAGGUGAUAUCAUAACCUCCAAGACACAUCAAAGAAAGUGCAUAUUUUAGCAGAAUUGUGUACACUGCAUGUUUUGUGCAUAUCUUGAGAGCUAUUAUACAUUCUCUGAGCAAUAUGCAUUAUAUCCAAGAACACGCACACUUCAGCAUAAUCAGAUUAUUGCAGUGUACAAGUAACCUCAGAUAAUCUGCAAAAAACAGCAACCUAAGUAGGGACUUUAGUGGACUGUCUGUAAGCACUGGCGGAGGAACAGGGGUGCGGGGGGAGUGCACCACCCCUGGUGGCACGAUCCCGGCGGGGUGCCAUCGUGGCUGCCCCCUCCCUGUGCUGGGCGCCAUACCCCCGGGUUGCGCGCCAGCCAUGCCCCCCACCUGCUCUCCACCGCCCGCCUUGCCGGAGCUUGAAGCUUCGCCACUGUCUGAAUCAUAGAAUCAUAGAAUCAUAGAGUUGGAAGAGACCACAAGGGCCAUCGAGUCCAACCCCCUGCCAAGCAGGAAAGUGAUGUAAGUGAUAGCUGGCAACUGUGAUGAUUAAACUGAAGUUAUUCUGCAUAUAUAUGCAGCAACUUUCUACACAUAAGAACCCUGCUGGAUCAGACCAAAGAUGCAUAUAAUCUCACAUCUUUUUCUCGCAAUGGGCAAGUAGAUGCUUCUUGGAAGCCCACAAGCAGAGGAAAAAAUGUUCCAUUUGGAUUCGUUCAAAGAGGCUCCCUGUAACUACUGAUCAGUGAUUACAGCGAGCCCCUCUGAAUGCAUUCUCACAGCUGAUUGGUGGUUACAGUGACCUUCUUUGAACUUUGGCAGGUGGCAGACACCUAAUGUCAGGUGAUUUACUGCUGUCAAAAUUGGUCCACAGUGGUAGAAUUGGGAAUCAGGCCCACUGGCUAGAUCUAAUUCCGCAAUCUAGUUAUAAACUUUCUGCCACAGUGUGCUGAAGUAAGACUAGAGCAAAUUUUGACCUGCAACUGCAAAGGAGUCUUUGUAAGCAUUAAUAGAAGUGAGCAAAAAAAUGACAUUAUGUUGAGUAAUUGGCAAUGUGUGCAUGAAUGCUGAGCUGUAGGUUGGUAUGGCUGUCAUUGCCCAUGGGCCAGCUGAAAACUGCCCUGCUCUAAGGGCAAAUGGUGGGGAAACUUGCUUGAAAACUUGCUUUUUGAGUUCAGUAGAUUAUCUGCAGCUCCUUGCAUGGGCAAAACAUUUGUAUAUGAGCUUGCAAUAGGGAGGGAUUUUGUGGAUCAAGGGUGUUCACCACAUUGACAAAAGCAGCAAUGCCUUUAAAAUUGCAUUCUGUUUCUCUUUCACAUGCAGGCUGGGCAGCAGGACUAACUGUCUUUUCACUCCAUCAUAUUGUCAAAGUGUAUGUUGGAAGUCACUGGUACGCAACUUAUUUGCAAACGUUACUGAAGGUACAGUUCUUAAGAACGUGUGACAUUGCCUUUCUUGCCUUUUGAUAGUCUGAACCUUCAGGCCAAUUUCCUAAAAGCACUGAGGUGCUUGCACUAAACUGUAUCAGCAUACUUGUGGGAGGUGGCACUAAACUUCAUUUCUGCUAGCGUUUUGGCAUGAAAGGUUCUGAGCUCACCUUGUCACACGCUUGCUUUCUAUGGGCAUCUUUUAACAUGUCCCCCUCCCUACAUCCUAGUGGAAUAGUUCAUAUGAACACCUGAAGCUGCCUUAUCCCAAGUCAGAUCAUUGGCCUGCUUGGCUUGGUGCUCUUUACUUUCCCAGCAGCUUUCCAGUGCUUCAGGUUUAGUCUCCACCAUCUUCAGUUUAAAAGGUUAAUUAACUGGUGAUGAGAGAAGACUCUUCUCUGCCUGAGAUAGUUCUGGAGAGACAGCCAGAGAAAGCUACAAGGAAGAAAGCUUCAUGGCAUACAAAUAAUCCUUAACUGUAUAUGCUGGAGAUUAAACCUGGGACUUUGCAGGCAUACUUGAUAAUAGUGUUACAGACUAGCACACAAACUGAAGGCAAUUCACACCUCUACAGUACAUGCUUUAUUUACACAUAUAUACAACCUGUGUCUAGACCGAGAGAGCACAGAACAUUCAUAUCCCAAGAGGUUCCUGUUCUUCCCAUUGCUGCAGCCGCAUAUUCCAAGAGACUCCAACAUCCUGUCUGACCUUCUCUGCAGCAUAAAAUGGACUGCUUGCCUCAUGCUCUAGCCUACCCAUCCCUGCUGCCUCAGCUUGCAAAAGGGACACUUUUCCUGUUCACUUACCUCAUUGCUCACAGCAUUUCUGCCCCUCCCUCCUGAAACUCUGGACUUUUGUCUCUGCUAUAUCUCGCCUCAAGGAGAGGCUUUCACCAUUUUCUGUCGGGCCCAGAGUGUGUGUGUUAUUGGCCUUCUUAAUGGAUUAAUGGCUCAGCUUGACUCAUUAGCCUAACUAAAUCCAGGGUUUCCUGUCUUUGGCCCAGUUUAGUCAAACUUUGAUUAAUUAUAACUUUUACUAAAUCCAAGAGUUAUGAGUGGCUCACAAACUCUGGCACCCAGAACCUAUAAUAAUACAUUUUCCUUGUGGAGUAGAAAAGUUGUAAGGGUUGUUUCAUUGUGGGUGAGUGUGGGCAAAAGAGGGCUGCUUUCUCUUUUAAGCAAGUUGUGCUUCUGUUCUUCUUUAUGACAUUGGUUUGUUUGGUUUUUUGCCAGUUUCCAGAGCUGCUGUCAAAUAGCAAAAAGGUGUAUUGGAUUACUUAUGGUCAGGCUCUCCUCAUCCAUGGAGAUGGACAAAUUUUUCGACACAUCCUUAACUUCCUUAGAUUUGGUAAACUCUUCUUGCCUUCUGAAUUUAAGUAAGUGAUAUGGUUGCCAUUUCCUGUGUUCCUAACAUGGUCAGGUCAUGAUUAAUGCAGCCUUCUCAACCAAUGCAGGACAGCCACAUGGGCUUUGUCAAUGGGAAGUUUAUGCUUUGGCAGAAGUGGUCUUUGGGUGGAGGGGCUGCAGCAAGUCCUCCGGCAAUCUUAAACUCACAGCCACUAUUCAGUGCCACCCAUCAAGGGAAAUUGGCCUAGGCAUGUCCCAUCUGGAUGCCUCCUUCCUAUUAGACAGAGAGUGGAAUGCUGGCUACUUCUCAUAAAAGUCCAUAUUCUGGUGCUGUGUGAGGGAUACAUGUAGUGCUGUCCUGUGGAGGUGCCAGUUUCCAUCUACUCUGCUUCCAGCUUGGCACUACAAAGGAACUGAGGUGGAGCCUCCUCUGUUUGCUCAAGUCUCUUCAGCUGUAUCAUGUGAUCCUGCCUGAUCUGGAUAGUGGGUGGAAGAUAUAACAACACACUGGGCCAGUGCGGACUUUCACAGUAAAUAGCCAAUGUUCCAUUUUGACUCACACCCAAGAUUUGGUAUGAGUUUGCAGCAGAGUGUAAGGAGGAGAAACCAGUUAGCUCUUGAGGGAACAUGUGCCACCCUGAUAUUUUAAGAUGAGACAUGAGCUUCAACAUGCUUUUUAGAGCACCUGUAUUUGAGUUGCACAGUCUUGUUUAUUGCCAAUAAUGUUUUUACAAAGUUUGACAGGGCUCUCUGCGCACUUGAUUUGCAUAAACAAGCCUUGAGUUUUGUUUCUAAUUGUCAGAGAAUGGUCUCUGCUGUGCCAGGAAGUGGCCGCGUAUCAGAUCCCUUCUCUUGUCGAGGCUCUUCAUCAAUAUGACACAUACAGGUAUCCUCAGUUUCUUUAUCUUUUAAAAAAAUCACGUAUCAACCAGUGAUGUUCAGGGGGCAUGAGAACUCCCUCUGGGUGGACAAUAGGCCAGAAUUACAGAAAUCCAAAGCACAUCUACAAGCCCCUCCCCUGUAGUUGUUUGUCCCUGAAUGCCCUCUUCAUGGUAAACAGCUGGGAGGCAGUUUUAAGCAGGGCUGGGGUGGGGAGUUUGGUAGGAAACAGUCUUUUAUCCAACACCCCUGGCCAACCUCGUUGCCCUUUGUUCCUGAAUGGGAUGUUUGUGGCAUCAGCACUGUCAGGCGCAAAAAACCCUGCUUUUAAGAAUGAGAAGGCAUCAGUACAAUGAGGAGGUUUCGGAGGAGAGAUUUCUUUAUCUAUGUAACUCAUAUUCUACCUUUUUGCAGUAUAGGACCCAAGGCAGCUCACAGUACAAAUUAAAACAAAUACUGCUAAAAAUACACAGCAUUGACACAAUACAGUGGUACUUCGGGUUACAUACGCUUCAGGUUACAUACGCUUCAGGUUACAGACUCCACUAACCCAGAAAUAGUGCUUCAGGUUAAGAACUUUGCUUCAGGAUGAGAACAGAAAUCGUGCUCCCGCGGCGCGGCAGCAGCAGGAGGCCCCAUUAGCUAAAGUGGUGCUUCAGGUUAAGAACAGUUUCAGGUUAAGAACGGACCUCCGGAACGAAUUAAGUACUUAACCCAAGGUACCACUGUACUUUCAUGACAUGCCUAAUUUUAUAAACUUCUAUUAUGUUGCCUCUUACUCACCUUUUCUCUAAACUAAAAAGUCCUAAACAUGACAACCUUGCCUCAUAGGAGAGUAAUGCUGCACCCCUUUCUCAACUUUGCAAUAACUUUUUUGAGGUUAUUUUGAGAUUUACAUAAUGGCAUUAAAAUAUCAGCACUUUUAUUUCCAAAUCCUUUCCUGAUUAUUCCUAGCAUGGAAUACAUUCUUUUCACAGCUGAAGCACACUAGGUCAACAUCUUCAUCAAACUAUCCACUAAGUUCUCAAGGUCUCAUUUUCCCAUGAAUUGAUACAGCCAACGCUUCCUCCUCUUCCUCUAGCUUUUGCUCACAAACUGCUUGAAAUUUCUACUUCCCCCCCUCCAUUUUUUCAGUGUAUACAUCUUAAUACAUUUUGAAGAUGCAGGCAAUAUUCUUAAAUACGGAGGCAGGCACACUACCUCCAGAGCCAUGGCUGACUUCACAGAUGAUUCUUGUAAUGUGAAAUGUUUUAUUUACAGGUUAUGGGUACAACAACAGGAAGCUCAAAGAGCAGCUUUUCCAUUUAGAAGUCUUGAGAUUGCAGUGCCAGAGAAAGAACAAGAGUCUGGUGAAGAGCCUCAAAAUGUAAGGUUAUUCUUCACUCAAUGUUAUCAUUAAGAACAUAAGAAGAGCCUGCUGGAUCUGGCCACUGACCCAUCUAAUCUGGCUUCCUGCUCCCACUGUGGCCAACCAGAUGCCUGUAAGAAACCCACAAGCAGGACCCAAGUACAAGAGCACUCGCCCCUCCAAUGGUUUCCAGUAACUGGCAUUCAGAAACAAACCUACCUCCACCCAUGGAGGCAGAGCAUGACCAUUGUGGCUAGUAGCCAUUGUGCUUAGCCUUACCCUCCGUAUCUAACCCUCUUUUAAGGCCGUCCAAGUUGGCAGUCAUCCCUGUGGUUUAGAAUGAGUCUACCUUACAAACCUCUAAUGUUUAACUGUCUUAACUUUCUCCCAAUCAUUUCUGGAAGGUUCUAUAAUCCUCAGCAUUUCUCAAAGAGCCCAAUUUAUUAUUCACCCUCCAAAGAUACAAAAGCAGCUGCCACACCUCAUAAAAUUAUAACAGAAUCCUGUUAUAUUGCUUCUAAGGGAACUCAAAAGCAGGGAACUUAAAGCAGUUGGAAAACAGGAUACAUUGACGCUGCCAAAUUACACUCUGUCUUAGAAUUUUAAUGGAAAUUUUCCCUUUCCCUUUCUUUUCUUUUUUAGCACUCCUAUAUUGCUGUGGAUUUAGAUCAAUGUGCCAAUAGCUGGAAUAUAUCUAGAAAUACACAAGACCUGGAAGAAAGAGACAAAGUGAAUGAAAAGUCCCCCCACAUUUCCCCAACCAAGGGAUCAAAGCGAAGAAAUAACUGGGAAGGAUAUAGCCAGUCCACAGAUGGGUGGGACAGUUCCUGCUGUUUCAGACAGCCUGAAAGGAAAAGAGGAGCAAAAGGCAAUUUAAGCAAAAAACCUGAAAACAGAGACACUCCCAUCCAGAAGCUCAUUUCCCUAGUGCAGGGAUGGGAUAUGGCGAACUAUCGGUGCAGUGAAGCCCAGCAGGUGGCAACAUCCAAUGGUGUCAAAGUGGCUGAAGAGCCCGAAAGGAGAGUGCCUUGCAAUUUCCCACCAGCCACUUGCUUUGGGGUCACCAGUCCUGAGCUCACAAGUAAUGGGCAGCUGCCGAAAGCUGGGCAGUGCCUGCUGGGCAUCCCGGCAUCUGAGGCGUGGCUGGUAAAGAUUGGAAGACAAAGCAUUUCUGAGGAGGUUUCUUCAGUGGCUGAAAAUAUUGCAGCCAAGGAACUGAGUGGCCAGAAAGAGAGAGAGAAAGGUGAAUUUGCUGCUUGUAAUUUGCGCUCUCUGAGGAUGUCAGGAACAAGGAGUGCCCUCCUCUUUUUCUCCCCCCCCCCAAAGCAGGGGUUGCUGGGACCUUUCCUUUCUCCUUGCCCCUUCUGCCUAUACAUAAUGGCUUCUUGUUCACAGAGAUGUGGGAUUAGUGAUCAAUCACCUCUUUAUUCAUGAUAGAGAGGGGUUGGUGUAGAAGCAGGUGGGGUGGAUAUUAUCUCAUUGUCAUGAUCAGGCCACUUCAUGGUGAAGUUUGGUCUUGCAAUGAUUACUCCUGUCUUCAGCGGUGGGGGACCUCUGCUGGUCCACCCUUGGAGGUUGAUGGCUUUAGGGGAUUUUUCAUUGGGUAGAGCAAGUGAUCCUAUUGAGGCUCUUGUUUCAUUGUGGAACAGUGAGAUGACUGGGGCCUUUGACACAAUUGUUCCAAAAGGUCCUCUUUGGCACUGUGGAGACCACUCCCUGGUACUGAAGAGCUGUGGUUGAUGAAGUAGGCUGGAUGAAGACUGGAAUACAAGUGACAGAAAUCAGUGCUAUAAAAAGAAAAAAUGAAAGAGGAAAACAGUGAUUAACUUCUCCUCCUGCAAGGAGCAUCUAAGGGGAAAAUCUUCAUGAUUGUUGCUCUGUGUUUAACAAUUAGAGGUAGAAGCUGCAAGUCAGCUGCCUCUGUGAUGUUGCUGUUUCGAAAACCCACUUGGGAAGGAUCUGUUCUUUAAUUGCUUAUGGAGUUCCAUGAACUGGUUGCAGGGAUCUUUAAGGGAUUAAGUCUCUAGCAUUUGUAUGCAGAAAGAGGAAGGUUAGUUAUUUCAUCAGUUGUUCUUCUGCUUGUUCCCAGGCUUCUGCAAGUUCAGGCAAACUCCACGGUUGCUAUAGAGGGCUUAUUUAGCUGAUACUUUGCCGUGAAAAGUUGCUUGAAUUGUUCAGGACUGGGUUAUUCAUAUCUGAAUAGCUUCAUAUUUAUUUAUUUUAGGGGCUUAUAUCUCAUACAGUGAAGAACGUAACACACCCAUCAAACAGCAUAAAAAGAGUCAAGAGUUGGAUGGUGAAGCAUAAAUAAAGGCCUGUGUGAACAGGUGUGCCUUAAGUAGGCAAUUGAAAGAAACUACUGAUAAUGCCUGCUUACGAUGAAUAGGCAAGGAGCUCCAGGUCAAGGUGCAGACACACUGAGUUCCCUGUGAAAACAUCAUGUGGAACCCUUCAUAGUGCCUCUAUGCUGGGCCGCUAUGAGGGGCAAGAUGGUCUCUCAAGUCAGCUGUUCCCAAAGAGAGCUCCUCUUACGGAUCAGUAACUGGUUAAGAAAUAGGAAGCUGAGAGGAAGACUAAAUGGAUAGGUCUCCCAAUGGAGGGAUGUAGAAAAUGGGCUCCACCAAGGAUUGUAACUGGGGGUUGUGUGUUUUACUUUCUUCACUCUAGAGUUAGGGAUGAACAGUGAGGUUGCCAAGUUUGCUGAUGAUACCAAAUUGUUCAAAGGGUUAGAAUAGAAGAGGAUUGAGAGGAGCUGUAAAAGGAAACCAAUUCAUAAAUAAGCUUAGCCCAACCCUAAAACUGAGUGAAUGGGCAGUAAAAUGGCAAAUGAAAUUAAAAGCAAGUGUAAAUUGAUGCAUGUGGGAUCAACACCCCCACUUUAAUUUUACUUAUGCUUAAAUAGAACCAAAACUGGGGGUCACUGAUGAAGAAUGAGACCUUGAGGUUGUAGUGGACAGCUUGAUGAAGGUGUUGAUUCAGUGUAUAGCAGCUGUGGAAAAAGGCAAAUUCCAUGAUGAUAAGGAAAGGGAUUGAGAAUAAAACUACCAAAUAUCAUAAUGCCAUUGUACAAUUUCAUGGUGAAACCACCAUGGGUUUAGUGUGUAUAGUUCUGGUCACACCUCAAAAAGUAUAUUAAAGCACUGGGAAAGGUACCAAAAAGGUAAAAGGGACGGAGCAACUGUCCUAUGAGAAGGGUUACAACACCUGGCACUUUUUAAUUUGGAAAAAAGUGAAGAAGACAGAAUGAAAAGAGGUGUGCACAUGCUGUGGCAUACAUGGGGUGUAGAACUGGCCACAGAAUGGUGCCUCUUUGCAUUCCAUGUCCCAUACGACUUCCUAAAUUCCAUUGAUAGAGGCAAGUCAGGAUGCAACAUCUGCUAACUCUUUAUAUGCCAAUACAUAUAUCAUGUUAACAAUUUUUACCCAUUUCUGCCCAGGGACAUUCCCUGAACAAAGCAGCAGUGCUAUCAUGGAUGAGCCCCAUGGGGACACUGGCUUGAUUAUUAAAGUGGAGCAUCCUCCGAUUGUGGCUUGUGAUGGUUCCUGCUCAUCUCAUGAAAGCAGCAUUCUCUACAGCACACACCUGGAGGACAUGAAAGUAGCCAGUGGUCUAGCACACCCCAUGGCCAAAGGUACUGGGCAUGGGAAGCAUAUAUAAAGAAGGGGCAGGGCUGAAGGGAAGGGGGGAGGGACUCCGCCCUCAGAAAAUAGAACCCCCCAAUUCUGUACCCAGAAUCUUCACUAUUUCUCCCUGCAAAAUGAGAAAUUACUGUAUAUUUUGGCAAGAAGUUCCCUCUUGUAACCAUUCCUGUAACAAAGAUCUUGCCCUGUUGAGUUCAAGAAAAAAAUGGUUAUAUUGUGAAGGCCUUUUCUAUUGUAUUUCAGUGGGGUAAUGGUGCUUCCUGAACAUCAAAUAAUGCCACAAGUAGAGACUAGCUCUGAGCUGUAUAGAGUUGUGUCCAAUAAUACAAUUUGGUGAGACUAUUCAGUGUAUCUGGGAUUUUCUUCUUGGGCAGUUUGGUUAGUGAAUGUCAUGGAACUUGCAUCUUGCUUAAGUCCUUGAGCGUGACCUGCUCUGCUAGGCUUCUCAUGAUGCUGCAGCUGCUCUCUUCUAGAGGCCCACAUGGUUGGAUUGUUGGCAUCAGUCGGCAGUGUGGGUUGCUGAAUAAAACAGCUUUGUCUUCAGGCAGAUUAUGCUAGAUUAACGGUCUUCAACCAGUGGGUCAGGAGCUGUGGUUUGAUUUAAGGAGGAACACAACAGUAGCAGCACCAUGCAAAGAUUUGACUAAAAAAAAGAGAAAUGGCUCCCUAAAUGCAUAUUUUGGUUAAAAAUGAAAGUAAUAUAGAAACAUGCUUUAUCGUAGGGAAAAUUGCUUUGCAAAAAUAUUAGGGGGAAAUGUAUGCAUUGGAAGAAAUUCAAACUACAAUGCUGUUUAAUUUCUAUUUAUUUUAUUUUUAUUUUAUUUUUUUACAAACAGAUAAGGAAAUAUAGAGAACCGAAUUUAAAACUGGAAAACUGAGAAACUGAGAGAAAUAAAAAUUGACAGGAUCCCCUCUUCCUCAUGUUUCCAACUUGCCUUGGGUAGUUUUGCAAUGGCACUAGAAUACUUGUGGGUUGUGCUGUGACUAGCUGGACCUGUGGUGGACCAAGGAUGUGACUCCUUGGCCACACUGAGUUACAGGGCCAGGCAGGAACCAUGGGAGGUGGUGCCACCAAGUCAGAAACAAAAUGCCCCAAAGCCAAACCAAGAUCCAGUGUAGGCGGUGCUAUUUUUGUACUCAAGAGAGUGUGAUGAGGGAGACACUGAAGGUCUGGCAAAGAAAUGGGUGUUGAUGGCACUCCCUAAUUCUUUCCGCUUAUAGAUAUUGUCUUUCUGAGCUUUCCAUUGUCACAAGAGGAGAUUUUUUAUGCCCGAAAGUGCCACUGCUUUCUCACCGAUAUCAUCUUGGAUUCCAUAAGGCAGAAGGACCCCAAGAAAAUGACUGCCAAAGUCGAGCUGCUUGUGCAGAGGCUGUGGGUAAGAAUACAACAUGGCUGCUCUUGGGCUUAUAGAGGUCUUGGGUGCCAAUCCCGAAACCAUGUGGCCUGUUGGCACAAGCUCUGCUCGCCUAGGGCAUAUCACCUGCUGAGACCUCCUUCCUAGUCUAACAGCUUGACUGCGAGCUCUGGGAAUAUUUGGAGACCACCAAAAGGCAAUAAGCCUUGCCCCACCCUCAUGUCUCCCUUCUUCUAAGGCUUCUGCGGAAGAGAAUCCUGCAGCCAUUCCUGCCUUCCUGGUCCUGUUUCUUCACCUCCCCCCCUUCCUCACAAUCCUGCUAACUGCUCUUCUACGCAGUUGGCUCUGGAAAAUGGUUGCUGUGUGCCCUCAUUUCUUGCAGAGCCUAGAGAUCACAGCUAAGGAGUUUGUGGCUGACUUGCUGAAUGUGGCGCCCUUUAAAGCAGAUAGUCAUGCUUGUGAGAAGUUACUGAAAUGGAUUGAAGUAAGUGCGAACUAUUGAUUUGCUUCCUUUUGUAGUGGAGGACAGGGACUGCUGCUGACCCAGAAAGACCAGGCUCUCGCUGCUUGCUUUGUGACUUCCUCCAUUUGAUUGAACAGAAGGGCUGUGGGGGGGGGGAAGGAGGGAGAGCCUCAGAACCCACAGUGUCAGCUUGGAUAACAGGUUAAUGUUUGAGCAGAGCUGAGUGAAAUUUGCAGGCAUAGGAGCUCAUUCUGAGGAUAUGAACUCUGCCAAAUUGGUUCAGGAUUUCACUUUUACUGAGUGCUUACUUUCUACUGUGAGUGUUCUUUAAAAGACAGCAUCAACAAAUGUAUGUCACUUUUAUUUCUUAGAAGAAUUGGAUGAAAUUUGAAAGUCUAAAUGUCAGGUAAAUGGGUGCAGGGUUUUUUAUUUUGGCAAGGGGAACCUGUAAAGUUUCUUUUUUUAAGGAUCCCUUUAGCCUAUGGGGCCCUCACACCUCCUUCUCAAAGCCCAGUGCCUUGCUUACCUGGUUUUGGGAAGGUGGCAUGAGGGCUGGGGUGCGUGUCAAAUGUUGCUGAGGGCCACCAAAAAAAGCCUCAAGGGCCGCGUGUUGGACCACCGUGCACUAGCUUGUGGAACAGGUGGAGAAGGUGGCCAGUAAGCCUGUUGUUCUGCUGGACCAUCCACAUCCAGGGGUGUCAGGAGGACCUGGCCCAAGCUAUCCUAGGUACACCUCUCUUGUCCACUAACCAGUGUUCCUGGGGAGAUGCUGUGGAGGGCAGACAUUGGUUCAGGAAGUGGGGACAGACACCAUCUCCCUGUUGUGAUCCUCAAGCUGUUCUUGGAGCCACAGGGCCCUUGAAUGCUGCCAAAGCCAGCCACAAAGAGCAGAGAAACAGCUUGAGAUCUGUUUCUUCUGUGACCCUCCCAACAGCAUUUGCGAUUGGAAGUAAAAAAUAGCUCCAGUAAAAGCGUUUCCCAAUUCAAAACAAAACUGCAUAUCGACUCCUCUCCCUCACCCCUCCACCCUCUCUAGCAUUUCUCAUUUUUGCAGACGUUGAGGUACAAAAUGUAUCAGAUUAGUUGGAUGGGAUUUGUGCCUCUUUGAAGAUGUUUGCGCACAAUUACUAUAUAUAUUAUAUAUUUAUUAUUUGUACCCCGCCCAUCUGGCUGGGUUUCCCCAGCCACUCUGGGCGGCUUCCAUAGAAACCAAAAAUACACUAAAAUAUCACAGAUUAAAAACUUCCCUGAACAGGGCUGCCUUAAGAUGUCUUCUGAAUGUCAGGUAGUUAUUUAUCGCUUUGACAUCUGAUGGGAGGGCGUUCCACAGGGUGGGCGCCACUACCGAGAAGGCCCUCUGCCUGGUUCCCUGUAGCUUUGCUUCUCGCAAUGAGGGAACCACCAGAAGGCCCUCGGCGCUGGACCUACUAAAUUGCAUUCAACCUUUUCAUGCCCGAGUCCAUCUUUAAUCCUGACCUGCAUUGGAGGACCUGCAGUGGAGGAAGUAACUUCUAAAUUUUAAAUAUGUGUCUCCUGAGGCGUUUGGGUGGCCUUCUAUCUGGACACACACACUUCAGCCAGUGAUGGACUUUGCGCUCUCAAAUUUCAGUGGCACCUUGUGUGACACUAAAAAUCGCUGACCCCCCCCCCCCACCUCACACGCUCUGUUCUACAGCAUUGUUGUGGCGCCCCCUGCAGCACGGAUGCGCUACCCUAAAAGCACCUCUGCUUCCGCUCUGAGUGUUUGGCAGCUGGUUCAACAACUUAACCCUGAAGGGAGAAUGUCAUUGCCACUCCUUGAGCUGUUGCUAGCCUAUUUGUUUUUCCCUUUCAGUUUACUCUGCCAUUUGCCUGGAAGUACAGUUGCUGCAUUGACCUGCUGAUAAAAAAAGGUUACUUUCAAUCACUCUCUCAUUUUGUCAUAGGGAAAUAUUUACAGAAACCUUAAUAAAACUGAAAUCCUUUGUUUCCUCCGUCCAGAUAAAUCGGCUGCUCCCUUCAUGUGUAUCUAUUUAACUGGCAACAGGAGCCAUGUAGAAACUUAGUGGGGGUAUUAAAGUGGCACACAGGG
This is a messenger RNA of Podarcis lilfordi (Lilford's wall lizard), 23772 nucleotides long. The record is from the annotation of a GenBank genome assembly. Lineage: Eukaryota; Metazoa; Chordata; Lepidosauria; Squamata; Lacertidae.